AAACCCAGAGUUGCAGGCUAUAAGCGCCACAGAGUCCAGGAACUGUUGAUUGCUGUAGAACGUUAUUCGCCCAUUGACUGGAUCUUCAAGAACCUCGCAUCUGAUCUCUGCAGUAGUACUGCUGCUGAGGAACUGGACCACUCCAUUGGCUGGGUUACUCAGAGUCCCACAGUUUAUAACUGAAGCACACAAAUACAAGCAGUG
Geodia barretti is the source of this 204-nucleotide messenger RNA. The record is from the annotation of a GenBank genome assembly. Lineage: Eukaryota; Metazoa; Porifera; Demospongiae; Tetractinellida; Geodiidae.